Messenger RNA from Effrenium voratum, 1035 nucleotides. The record is from the annotation of a GenBank genome assembly. Lineage: Eukaryota; Dinophyceae; Suessiales; Symbiodiniaceae.
AUGGCUUUCUUUCAGCUGAUCUUCUGGCUGCCGAUGCUGGCGCUGGUGAGCCUCUCUGCGGCGCUGUGCGGCAGCCUGCUGCUGCAGGCGGACCCGUGGCUGCCCUGCGCACCGCUUGUGGCGAAGGCGGCGCAGAGUCUGCAGAGCAAACAGCUGGAGGACGGCCUGCUGUUUCUGGACCCCUUCGCGGCUUGCUGCUGCGUGGGCACGGUCUUGAGCUGUCUGGAUCUGCUCAUCUCCAUGCCCUCCCACUCCACCGGCAUGGCCGGAAGUCUGAGGCCCUUGGCCGUACUGCUGGGCGGCACCAUCCACUCCGUGACCUUCGCGGGGGCUUGGCACCUGCGCGGUUUGAUGUGGCGCCCCCACGGGGGCGUGACCUACGCCGACAUCUACCAAGCUGCCGCUGGCAGGGAAACCCCGGAGCCGCCUUUGGCGCAGGACGUGGAGGCUCCGAAGGCCGGCGGCCUGCAACUGGCGAGUUCCGCGAGCGGUCACGAAGCCGGCGGCGGCACCGGCGGAACGGGCUCGGCACGGGCAGAGGCCCCAAAGGCCCCGGCGCCGGCGCCGUCGGCCCCGGCGGCCCCGGCGGCCCCGGCGCCAGCGGCCCCGGCGCCGGUGCCUGUGCCAGUGCCCGCAGCGCCUGAAGGCGAGCCUGCGGAGGAUGACAAGGUCGCCGCCUCAAGCAGCAGCGCAGGCGCCGAUGCCGCGGAGGCCGACGCAGCCCCAGAGGCGGACGUCGCGGAGGGUGAAGCCCAGGCGGCCAAUGGCGAGCCAGGUCCAAAUUCUCCAGUGGAGCUGCUUCUGCGGCUGCCGAGCGGACGGCGAGUGCACUGCCACCUCAACACGUUGGACGCGGUGAGGCGGAUCUACGACUUUGUGGAGUCCGAGGCCCUCCGGGAGCCCGAGAUCCGCGCCGGGACGCCCUACGUGGUGAUGACGCUGCACCCCAAGCAGUGCUACCGAGACAAGAGCCUGACCUUAGCCGAGGUGGGACUCGUGAGCUCCACGGUUCUGAACGUGGAGCUGCAGAAGUGA